AUGGAGAAAACUCCCGAUUGUCUUCCCUAUAGCCUAAAUAUUCCCACUCCCUUCGGCUAUCGCCCCUCCCUUGUGGCCGGUAUAAUCUUCAUGAUCCUCUUCUUGGGGGUAACAAUUGUCCAUGUGUGGCAGGCCUUUCGGCAUAGAAAUAUCUGGCUUGGGCUAGCCUUCUCCCUAGGUACAUUCGGCGAACUUGUCGGAUGGUUAGGCCGUACCGUGGCGUAUCGCUGUCUGUAUUCUGUCAAGCUGCUCGAGAUGCAACUGGCCGCGUUAAUCAUGGCCCCCGCCUUCACGACAGCCGGCAUCUACGGUGUCCUGGGCCUGAUGAUCCCAAUCAUCGGACAGGACAAGUCCCCCUUGCAGCCGAACCUCUACCUCAUCAUCUUUAUGAUGGUUGAUUUCUUCAGCCUCCUCCUCCAGGCCGUCGGCGGUGGUCUUGCUGGCGCUGCCUUCAGCCAGAACAGCUCCCCCUGGCCGGGAACUUACACGAUGGUAGCUGGGAUAAUCUGGCAACUGGUCUCAACCUGCGUCUUUGCUACAUUGGUUGAGUACGUACCGUGGCCUAGGACCGAUUGCGCAGAAUCAAGCCCUGCGGCGGAUCUCGCUGUCGUUGAUGAUUGCGGUUACGUGUAUGGUGGCGCGGGGCGUGUAUCGGAGCAUGGAGUUGAUGAAUGGGUGGCGAGGGUAUCUGUUUACGCACGAGGUGUAUGCAAUUAUUCUCGAUGCGGCAUUGAUGUUCAUUGCAAGUUUGGUGCUGUGUGUUUGGAACCCAGCAGCUUUGGUCCUGGAUGCGAGGGAGAAUGCAAGAAGGAUGCAAGCUGGGGUGGAAUUGAGAUGUGA
This is a messenger RNA of Aspergillus fumigatus Af293, 840 nucleotides long. Its product is annotated as putative RTA1 domain protein. Lineage: Eukaryota; Fungi; Ascomycota; Eurotiomycetes; Eurotiales; Aspergillaceae. The record is from RefSeq and is a predicted model, not a curated record. The transcript is spliced from 2 exons. Gene Ontology annotation, cellular component: plasma membrane; fungal-type vacuole. Bases 1 to 840 code for a protein of 279 amino acids.